This is a messenger RNA of Epinephelus lanceolatus (giant grouper), 663 nucleotides long. Lineage: Eukaryota; Metazoa; Chordata; Actinopteri; Perciformes; Serranidae. The record is from RefSeq and is a predicted model, not a curated record.
GAAGCUGCGUUGGAGGCAGCGUCCAGCCUGUCACUGGGGGUCCCUAUCAAUAAUCCGGACCCUCAGUGACAGGGCAGACAUUAUCUCUUCAGCUUUGAGUUAUUACUUGGAAGGUCGACUGGACGCACCUUUAAAACAGCUUCAGGAGGGCAUGGAAGCUCUGGGAGUGCUGCAGGCACUCAGAGAAAAGCCUGCCUUACGGCUGCUGUUUUUUGGAGGCCCCCCUGGUCCGCUGACAGCGGAGCAAGUGACAAAACUAUUUCAAGUCACAUUCAGUGUGGCAGGGAGCUCUCUGCGUUUGGAGGAGGAGAGAGCAGUUGGCCAUUGGAGGGACUGGCUCAUUGACGUAGAGGGUGGAGAUGCAGUGUUGAUCCAGGAUGGACUUGAGCCAGUCCACAUUACACUAGAGGACGUCCUCAUGUUCGCCACUGGGGCGGACAGAAUCCCACCUCUGGGCUUUAGUGUGGUGCCGUCACUGGCUUUUUUGCACGAGCCCCUGAACAGCCAGAGGAAGAGGAAGUUUCCAGAGGCCAACACCUGCGCCCUCAUCAUGAGGCUGCCAAUGCAUGCCUCAUAUGAACAAUUCAGUGAUUCAAUGAUAUCUGGGAUUAAGCAGUCCCCACAGUUCGGGACUGCUUAAUCCCAGAUAUUGGAUUGGCUGAC